AUGGCGAAGAUCCCCGCGCGACUGCGAUCGGUGACGUACACCCUGUCGCCCAUGCGCACCGGGGUCAUGCACGGAUUGUUCAAAGAUUGGGCGAGCGGCAUGGCGAAGCGCGUCACCGAGAACGCCGUGGACGUCGGGUUGUUCUGCGCGCUUCCCACGAUCGCGACCGUCAUGUACGCGAGCAAUUACAAGGAGCAAGAGAAGCUGCACCACCGGUAUUAG
Molecule: messenger RNA, 222 nt
Organism: Ostreococcus tauri
Lineage: Eukaryota; Viridiplantae; Chlorophyta; Mamiellophyceae; Mamiellales; Bathycoccaceae
Product: Cytochrome b-c1 complex subunit 8, plants
Exons: 2
Coding region: 1-222 (73 amino acids)
Biological process (GO): mitochondrial electron transport, ubiquinol to cytochrome c
Source: RefSeq, a predicted model, not a curated record